AGGAUUUUAGGCAUUCUUCCCCCUCACCACCUCUGGCCUGACGGACCCACCAGCCCAUCACCAUGAACUACCUCCGCCGGCGCCUGUCAGACAGCAGCUUUGUGGCCAACCUCCCCAACGGCUACAUGAUGGAUCUGCAGAGGCCGACCCCUCCAGGUUCAUCCACUUCCUCCCCGGCCUCCCCGGCCACAGAGAGGCGGCAGCCCCCGAGCGCCCCGACUCCGGGCCCUAACCCAGCUUCGGGCCCGGCCCCAACUUCAGGCACAGGGAGCUUCCUCAGCUCCUUCUCCAGUGUGGUGAAGAGUGCUCAGAUGGCCCAGAACGUCGCUGCAGCUGCACACGCCAAAUCAGCAGCAACAGCAGCUGAAGGAGCCUCAACGGGAAGCAGCCAGCCACCUAAACCUGUCAUACGCAAGCCCAAGAUCCUGCUCAUCAUC
Epinephelus moara (kelp grouper) is the source of this 437-nucleotide messenger RNA. RefSeq names its product synapsin III (gene syn3). The transcript has a single exon. The annotation marks the transcript as partial. NCBI's taxonomy places the organism in Eukaryota, Metazoa, Chordata, Actinopteri, Perciformes, Serranidae. Gene Ontology annotation, biological process: neurotransmitter secretion. The record is from RefSeq and is a predicted model, not a curated record. Gene Ontology annotation, cellular component: synaptic vesicle membrane.